AAUGAACGUACAAUGAUUUUACCUAUCUGUUAUCUGUCUGUAUGAUAACAUGACAAAGGAGUAACAUGUUCGCAGUAAAUAUAAAGGUAGAUCCCAAAUGGAAUGAUAGUCCACGUGCGUGCAUUAUGGAUCUGGAGACUUUAGGAUUUAGGAUGAACCAUUAAACAUGUUUGGAGAUAACACGUAUGAUUAACAACUGUAAUUAAAACUAUGUCGAAACUAUUUCCUGAAAGAACGACCAUCUAUAAUAUAUCACAAGUAUGUAGAAUUAAUAAGACAAGUUUACGCAAAGAUACUAAAUAAAUUGCUAUAAAGAGGAGAGCGUGUACCAUUUGGAAAUCGUUUAUUUUUAUACAAUAAAAACAAAUCAAGGCGUUAAUGAGAAGUAUCGUCAAUAAUACUAUUCUCAUUGAAAACACUUGCUGGCUCGUAUUGAUUGGUUGAUAAAAUUAUAUAUGAUAUUUGAAUAUGUCUGUAAUACCAGUGGCACAAGCCAAUGAGAAGGGGCGUAUCGAUUCAACAGAACAUCUGCUCCGAGAGGUUCCUGUUGCAUUCGCAGAUCCAAACGAACGAAAUGUCAAGCUCACUAAAGCAGUACGGAUCUCCUCCGAUGACAAAAAUGAAAAUGACAUGGAAUCAGCCAACAACCACAAAAUCUCUGAUGAAUUGAAAAUAAGACAACCUAUUAUUGAUGGAAAGAUUAAUAGAGCUUAUACAUCGCCAGAUAUUGAAUUGCAAAGCUAUAAUAUUAAUGAAGAUGUAAACAGCAAUUGUAGUGAUAAAGGUGUGAUUGAGCGGAGUCAGUCACAGAGCAUGUCGGCAGUUUCGAACUCACGCCUGCAAUCAGAUCGACUUUUGCAUUCGGAUGACGAGGAUAAAACAUAUACAAUUGAAAAUGGCGUCAAAAUUGAGGACAGUAAAUCAAAAGAAAAAGAAUCAGCUCUAUCAAACAUUGGAGCGGACUACAUGCGCGUUAAUGGUGCCAUCGGAUCAUUUCGGCAACUCCAGAAACCUCAAUCUAUGCAGUCUUUGCCUACAUCCUCUAAAAUGAGCUACACUAACGAGGAUAGCGGAAUAGCACCUCUUGUCGUGGGCGGUGAAGGUACUAAGUAUGGCAUGGAUGACAAGCAAAACAAAGAAAAACAAAAACCCAACGUUGGUUAUAGACUUGGAAAAAGGAAAACAUUGUAUGAAAAAAGACGGAAAAUUUCAGAUUAUUGUCUUGUGUUUGGGAUUUCAGGAAUUGUCUUAAUGAUUGUAGAAACGGAAUUAACAAUGGCAAAGGUGUAUGAUAAGGAAUCUCAUUAUUCCAUUGUGCUGAAGUCCAUCAUCUGUAUUUCCACAAUUAUCUUACUAGGAUUAAUUCUUGCCUACCACGCCCUAGAAAUUCAACUUUUUGCAGUAGACAAUUGUGUUGAAGAUUGGAGAAUCGCCAUAUCAUGGAAACGAAUGUGUCAAUUAACACUAGAAAUACUCAUUUGUGCUGUUAAUCCCAUACCAGGUCCUUUUUAUUUCACUUGGAAGACAGAGAGUUACGACGGAGAGAGAUGGUUAAUUGCGGAGGUUCCUAUUGAUAUUUUAUUAUCUAUACCUAUGUUUUUGCGGCUGUACCUCAUUGCCCGAUCUAUGCUAUUGCAUAGCAGACUAUUUACAGACGCUUCGUCUAGAAGUAUAGGUGCAUUAAAUCGAAUAAGUUUUGACACUAAGUUUGUGCUAAAAACUUUAAUGACAAUCUGUCCUGGAACUGUGAUGUUAGUGUUUAUGAUAUCUAUGUGGGUGAUUGCGAGUUGGUUACUACGAGCAUGUGAGGCAUAUCUAGACUCUCGGCACUCCAACAUUUUAAAUUCCAUGUGGAUGAUAGCCAUAACAUUUUUAUCAGUUGGGUAUGGUGACUUAGUUCCAAAUACAUAUUGUGGUCGAGGAAUCGCCAUAGCAACGGGCGUUAUGGGUUCCGGUUGUACAGCAUUAGUUGUAGCACUCGUAGCACGAAAACUAGAAUUAAGCAGAGCUGAGACACACGUCCAUAAUUUUAUGAUGGAUACACAGUAUUCAAAAAGGUUGAAAAAUUCAGCUGCCAACGUUUUACGAGAAACCUGGUUGAUAUACAAACAUACUAAACUAAUGAAGAAAAUAAAUACAAGCAGAGUUAGGUCGCAUCAAAGAAAAUUUCUUCAAGCAAUUCAUAAUCUGCGAGAUGUAAAAAUGGACCAACGAAAGUUAACUGAGCAACAGAAUACCGUAGCUGAUAUGGCUAAGAAGAUAGGCUUUGAUGGAUUUUCCCAAAGACACAAAGUUUACAUUUCAACGUCUCAUGUUGAAUUUUUUCAGACACAGUCACAUAUUCAAGCUAUGGUGGCGGACAUGCAAACAAGUGGCCUCUCUGUUGAAAAAAGAGUCGUGAAAAUAGAAGAUAAGCUGUUAGAACUUCAGAAUCAGCUUGAUAUGUUACCAGCACUUAUUGCGGAUAAAGUUAUUACACGUCGACAGGAACUCCGACACGAACGAGAAAUGAGCUUACGAGAAAGAGACUUACAACAAACUGAUCAAAGAAGGACAGAAUUUAAUCAAUUAAGACGAACGUCACCACCACGAAGACGAAAGUCACCUCAACAUUCAGGAUCGUCAGUGCCGCCUUCAAAUAGUCUUGGUCAGUUGUAACACAACACACAUAAUGGUAAAACUUAAAACCGAUAAUGCGCUAGCCCUAGGCUAAUAUUAUGACUUCGUGGACAGAACAUAUGACCAUUGUGUGUCAUGUCCACAUGCAUUACCGUUUUCAAUGAGAAACCAGAUCAAAACUUAACAGGAAGAUCGAUUCCCUAAUUUACCAAAGGUUCAAGUUUGAAGUGGUGUGAAACCUGUGUAUUAAUCGCCGAAUAACAAUACUUUCAGCUACUAACAAAUCCUCCUGUGUAAAUUAAAGUUGAAGGCAUUGAAUCAUUCGUUAGUGACGUGGUCGAUACUAGCAUGAACCCAAACUAAGACUGAUUGUGAUUUCAAUGAAAUUUGCUUUAAUUGUGUGUCCGAAAUAUUAUGAUACUUUCAUAUUAUAGUGGAACAUGGUUGUGACAAUAUAGGCCGACGAACGAUAUUGUUUUAAUAUGUAAUUUCUGUAAACGAUUCAAUCAAAUGGAUUGUAAAUACUACUAUCCACAUAAUUACUUAUAUUGAAGUAUUCAAAUCGAAUUAUCUGUUAUGUAUCUUGAUAAUAUUUAAGGGAUGGGAGCAAAAAAGAACAUUUCAUUUCACUGUUCAAUUAAAUGAUGUCUAUAAAUCAUUGCAAAAAGGUAUUACCUUAGACCAACUAAAAAUAUAACACUAGUAAAAUGGGCCUUUGAAGCACAAUGAUGAGGUAUUUCCUGUUGUACAAUGUAUUAAUAUUGUAUCUCUUAAAUAUUAAAAGCUACAAAUCGAUCGGUUAUAUGACAAUAAUAAUUAAUUUUGAUGAAGAAAAAAAAAAUUGCGGAUAUUUACAUAACUUAGUACCAAUUUUUUUAUUUAUGUAAAGAGUACAUAUAGAUAAAACUUUAAAAAUGCUAUGUCAGCAAUCUCAUAAUCAUAUAAUCUAAUUUAAGAUUAUCAAUCCCAAGGGUAAACUUUUACUUAAGAAACUUGAAAAAUAUGGAAUAAUACUUCAUCAAGUCUUCUCACUAUGUUAAUGCUAACCAGACUUUUUACUAACUGAAUUACAUAAUCACUGGAGGCCUACGACGUGGUUUCUGUUAAGAUAUUGAGACACUUGUAAGUUUCGAUUAUAUGAUAACAGAAGCAAACAAUUAAGUCUACAAAGUCUUUCAGGGCUGUCAAUGAGGAAUCCAUUGUCGUUAUUUAAAGACAGUUUUCCCAAACAAAGCUGUUGCCAAAAUUAUGUAUAUAAAAUGUCGAACUUAUAUGAGUAUAUCCUGCUCAAGUGUUGUAGAUAUUGUUGAAUUUCUGUUUGGGAUUUUGUUGUAUUUCACCUUGUUUGUUAUUCAGUUCUUUAAUCAUUGUGUGCACUUAUCACGACUUAAUUAAGAUGACACUUAUUAAAUAAGCACAUUAUAUAAUAUUCUAAAUGUUAAAAUACUCGAACUGUUUAUUCUAAUUGAUGAAUGUUUAUAUAAAUGCAUCCAUAAUGUGACAAUAUAUCAUAUUCUGGACCGAUUUCAAGUAUAACAUUAAAUUCUAAAUUAUAUUUUGGUUAUACUUCUGUUGAUUAUAAUACCUAUUUACUUGGAUCAACAUUUUUUUUUUAUUAAAAAACAAACAAUUUUUUGCAAGAAAAUAACAAAACAUCUUAGACUCCAUAUAACCACUUGAGUGUGUUUUUUUCAAAACACUUUUGAGAAUAUUGAUAAAAUAAGUUGGGUUGGUUACAAAUAGGUCACAUAUUCAUGGUUGGGUAGAGUUUUCUAAGUUUUGAAUAGUAUUGAUGGGACAUUUUACUUUUGAAAUUUUCUGAAGACUGCUAAAAUGGCAAAGUGUGAUAGUAAAUAUACCCGAUUUAACUAACGACAAAAAAUAUCUUAAAUGCACAAUCAGUGCGAAUUAUCAAGUGAUGUCAAGGUUAUAGCUGUCAUGACAUUGAAUAUAACUGCAAUUGACUGAUAUACAAAAUUUACAUACUACAGCAUAUCUGUCAUUUUUUUCAAUAUUUGUUUUCCGUAUCAAACAUUCCCUUUGUACAAGUACUCAAUCAUUAAGUGUUGUUCCUGAUAUUUUAUUUGCUGUUAAACCAUCGUCUAAAUCAAUGAUUUGUUUACCUUUUAUCCAUGUAUAUGACCAAAGUCUUUCUUACAAACGUUAUACUCAAUACAGAUAGCGUUUUUCUCAGUUUUUAAACCAAUUUUACUUAACUUCUCUUUUAUUCAAAGUAAGGUAUACGACCUUUUUUAAAGAUUUUAACUUUUCGUCAACUUUUUUUGCGUUGUGUGAAGAGAGUUUUGUCACCAUCGUUUGAAUAUCUUACGAAGCAGAUUUAGAAUAAUCUGCGUUGGUUAGAAGAUAAACAUGUAUGUAAGAAAAAUGGUUGACAAUCGUAUUAAUGAACCUCAAGAGUAAUACAAUUAUAAUCAUUUGGCGCCUCCGUUCCAUAUAGAAAAUCAUAGUAGUAUUUAAGAAUGUCUAAAUUAAAAAAAAUAUCAUUUUAAGUUCUUAGUUAUAAUUCUCUUUCAAUAUUUUCCGAGGAAAAUCAAAAGGUAAAAGAAGUUGAACACACUUUGUUUUUAUUUGACUACUCAGUUACUACGUCAUCAAGUAUGGCACAAUUUCUUAAUUAUUUCUUACAGACAUGUGAGAAUUAUUUUUUUUGUGUAUUUUUGUAUUGUUUCAUUUCGUGAACAUUCCUGAUUUCCAAGUUCGCCAUUUGUAUUAUUGCUUUUGAUGUAACCACACGUUAUUGUUAUCUGAUAUUUUUAUAUUGUUUUGUGUGUCUGAUUACGUUUUAACGAACUAUAUUUCAUAUCAUCUGAAGUGCAUUAAUUUACUAAUGGUUAUUUUUGUUGAUGUUAGAUAGGAAAGCAGCACUCCAUUUUAAAUCUACAGUUGAAGGUAUUGCAUAUUGUUUUGUGAUAGGGUUAAAGUAUCUUCAUGUCUGAUACACCACCAAUUUAUACAAUUCAGUUCACUUAUGUUUUAAUUGUCUUUGAGUAUGUCUUAUUUGAAUUAAAGGACAACAGUUUAAAAUGCUAUUUGGUUAUUUUCUCAGUCCUUUUUUGCCAAGAUUCACCGUUACAAGCUUUUAACAGGAUUUUCAAGCAGAGAAGGAAUAUGAAUCUUUAAGAAACUAUGCAAGGUUCUUAACCUGCUUUUUUGUCAAUUAUCAACUCAGAGUAUGACGAAAUAAUGUAUUUGUUCUAGUUUAAUCAAAUAUUCAACUGAAUGAAAUGAUUUAAGAAAUUUAUUAUUUGUUUAUUUACAAUUUAUGCGCUGUUAUUUUGCCUAAUCUUUUAGAAGUCAAAUUAUUGGUACAAAAAAAAACCCGAACCAUAUGUUUAGGAUGGAGUGCUGCCAUCUGUGAGGUUUAAAUGAGAUCACAAAAAGUAAUGAAAAUGAAUCAAUAAUGUUUUGUUGUAAAGACAAUAUGUUUUUAUUGUUCAAAGAGAAUAUAUGAUAAAGAUAGGAAAAAACUAAUUCCGUUUUAUUUUUGGAUCAUCACAGUACACAACUUUUGUAUGUAUGAGCAAUAUGCUUGUACAAUAAUAGUGUAAGGAAUAUUUGAUUGAGAAAUUAAAAGUUCUUUCAUAUAUUUGAAAACUACCAGAUUGUGCAUUUGUUUUAUCUUUUUAUUAAGAUAUAAGUAACAGCUAUUGCAUUAGUCUUUAAGGUGGUUUUUUUUAGGUUUUUGUUUUAUCAUUCUUUAACCUUUUGAGGAAAAUUGAAGAAAAUAGAACAAAUUAAGAUGGAUGAAGAACAUUUGUUACAGAUUUCCUAAGAAGCUGGUAUACAAUCGUUUCAAAUUUGUAGAUAAUUUGACAUCCAGACAAAUUCUUAGGAUAAGUUUAGAAUAUUCUCAGUGUAAAUUCGAACAGGAUUUUCGUUCUAAAUGAAUUAUAACUACCGCGCAGUGUUUAGUUUAACAGAGAAUACAAAAUAAAGAAGAAAAGUGGGUACUUUUAAGAAGAAGUGCCAACACUAUGCAUUUUAAUCUUAUUUUCGUAUACUAUCUGUUUUUUGUUUAAAAAUGUCAUUACAAAACCUAAGCAUUUCUGUAUAUUAUUGCACAGCAAAUCUAAAAAUAAAUUCUAUCUUUUCAAUUGCCUUUUGACUGAAUGCGUAUCAACAAUUACUCGUUUCUAUUAUUUGCAAUUUGACUUUCUUAAACGUAUCUCAACCAGAGACAAUUUCACGCAAGUCCUGUUCAGAUGUAUGUGUGUCUGUUUUUUUAUCACUGAUAUGGUGUUUUUAUUUCCUUCAUAAAACGUUAUGAUGUAAUUGUUAACAAUUUUUAUGAAUGAAUGAAAAAAAAUAAAAAUUAUUUUCAUACAAGAA
This is a messenger RNA of Mytilus trossulus (common blue mussel), 6969 nucleotides long. RefSeq names its product small conductance calcium-activated potassium channel protein 2-like. Bases 469 to 2658 code for a protein of 729 amino acids. The record is from RefSeq and is a predicted model, not a curated record. Gene Ontology annotation, biological process: potassium ion transmembrane transport. Lineage: Eukaryota; Metazoa; Mollusca; Bivalvia; Mytilida; Mytilidae. The transcript has 13 exons. Gene Ontology annotation, cellular component: neuronal cell body; plasma membrane; neuron projection. Gene Ontology annotation, molecular function: calmodulin binding; small conductance calcium-activated potassium channel activity.